AUGACUCGACUCCAGCUCCCAUGGAGCCCAGCUCCUCCCCUUCUGCUGCGGAGCCUUGCUCCUCUUCUCCGGCUGCAGCGCCCGCUCCUCCUCCUGUUGCGGAGCCUUCCGCGGGUCCUCGUCGCAGUGACCGACGACGUCAAGUUCCCCGCAAAUUUGAUGGCUACGACACUGAGCUGCCUCCGUCGAAUGCCCCCUAUCCUAUGA
Linum trigynum is the source of this 207-nucleotide messenger RNA. The record is from the annotation of a GenBank genome assembly. Lineage: Eukaryota; Viridiplantae; Streptophyta; Magnoliopsida; Malpighiales; Linaceae.